UGCCAAAAUGCACCUCAGCUGAUUUCACCAUGCAAGAAGCACAGGAAAGGUCACAGGCGCCCCUGCUAGGUGCCCCUCCUUUCCUAGGUAUCAUUAUCCGGGCGCUGGGAAGACACUGGCUCCGACUUCUAGUAUGUAUGUGGUUGCUUCUGCAAACCUGAGCGCCCAAUUGGCAGCAAGCUGACCCUUCAGCACUCAGGCAGACCUUCCUUGUUGUUCUAGCUCCACGUUGACGGCCACCAAGCUCCUGCAAGGUUCUGAACGUGCUAUGGCUGCAACAUAAAUCAGGUGAAAAGACUCAGGUGAAGAAUUCCGAAGUUGAUGAGCUGAGGGCGAUGGCAGGCCAGUUUCCUGCAGGGCACGCGGCACUAACAGCAUUAGCUGAAUUGGCCCACGCGAGGCUGGCUUUCACACAGAGGCAUAGAGCAGGGCUUGACGCAGGUACAAGCUCUGCUGCAGCUGGGGGCUCUGCUGGGGCGAAUGCGCACGGUGCGAACGGGCAUGGUGUGAAUGUGCACAAUGGGGAAGGGCCUAUGAUUCCCCAGCCAGCAGGUGCAGUUCAGAAUGCUUUGAGGAGGCAAGCAACUGAGGAAGAGGAAGCGGAACUGGCAACGCAGGAAGAGGAAGAAGCGCUGUUCCUGGGUCUUGUGGAACCGGACGAGAUCGACAUGAUGGACUUUAUUGAUCCAGAAGCUGAGGAGUUCGACCAGGAGAAAGAGCUACAGGACUGGGAGACCGCGCAGCGAGAUGCAGAGUUGGCCGCUGAAGCUGAGCGCGCGGAGAACUUUGCGCUGCAGCAGGACAUGCAAGAUGUGGGGAUAGACACUGACCGCCACCGUCUGGCCCAGAUUGUGAGAGAAGGUGCACAGUGGCUCGUGGACGACCAGGCGUUCUUCCAAGCGACCUACGCGCAGAUGGCGCAGGUGCAGUACGCGACGCAGCAGCUACUCGAGAAUGUCCAUCAAGGCAUGCAGAUGGCAAUGGAGAUUGAAAGGGCGGCAAAUCUCGAGGAGGCGGUGCGGGCCCGCACGGAGGCGGCCAUCGCUGCCGAGACGCACCGCAUGCAGAUGGCGGCUGUGAAGACCCAGGCGAACCAGUGCAAGGCGCAGAUGACGCGACUGCAGGAGGCUCUGGAGAAGGAGAAAGACCGCAACAACUGCAAGAUCUGCUUCUCGAGGACCAAGAACGCUGUCCUCUUACCAUGUCUGCACGCGGACUACUGCAUGCAGUGCAUAGCGGAGCACAGGAAGCGGCGCAACACCUGCCCGACCUGCAGAACGCCCCUCUCGGGCACCUUGGAGUGCCGGCCGGCAGCACCUGACGACGACUAGUUUUCCGAUUGUUCGUUGGAUGUUGCGAAAGGUGCACGGCAGGGGCUAGUGCGCAGGAUGUGUUGCCUUUGUAAACAGGUUUUCCAGACACAAGACGGGCCGUAGUAUUGAUAUAGGCGUGUGAAUCACUCGACUGAAACAUGGUAGUUCUCGGUCAGAGAGUGGGUUUGAGUACGUUGACGUUGAAGCUUGUUGCAGACUUGGAGUAAAUGCACAACGGAUAAUCGCAGGUUGUACAGGAUUUGCUGCACCGGCAGUGGCACACCCAACACGGACAGGACUUCUGAACUUAGUUGGCGGCUACUCAACGUUUGCUUAUGCAGCCACGUCAACUUGAUUGUCGUUAAUCUGUGUACAUCUAGCCCAGUCAUUGGAGGCUCAGGCGCUUCUGGCAAG
This is a messenger RNA of Klebsormidium nitens, 1727 nucleotides long. NCBI's taxonomy places the organism in Eukaryota, Viridiplantae, Streptophyta, Klebsormidiophyceae, Klebsormidiales, Klebsormidiaceae. The record is from the annotation of a GenBank genome assembly.